Messenger RNA from Lathyrus sativus (Indian pea), 258 nucleotides. NCBI's taxonomy places the organism in Eukaryota, Viridiplantae, Streptophyta, Magnoliopsida, Fabales, Fabaceae. The record is from the annotation of a GenBank genome assembly.
AUGUUGUCUCUCUCUCUCUCUCUCUCUCUCUCUCUCUCUCUCUCUCUCUCUCUCUCUCUCUCUCUCUCUCUCUCUCUCUCUCUCUCUCUCUCUCUCAUCUCAAACCGUCUAACUCAUCAUCAACCACGUCGUCUCUGUCACCGUCUUCAUCUCCUUUUUAUUUCUGACUACCGAAACUACCCUCGGUGUUCUCAUCUUCAUCUUCGAGCAACUCUACUUUUCAAAGCGAUGCGCUUUUAUAGAGAUAGUGACCAAUGA